AUGGACCGAGUGUUUCCUGGGGUAUGGGCUUCUAAUGUACCAGGAAGGGCGAAAAAUGCAACCCCUAUAUUGAUUAAGCUCAAGGCAGGAAAGCAACCAGUUAGGAUAAAACAAUCCCCUUUGAAGAGAGAGGAUAGAGAAGGAAUUAGUCUGGUAAUUGAGAACCUUUUGCAGCUAGGAUUAUUCAAGGAAUGUCAUUCUGAUUUCAACACUCCUACUUUACCCGUUCCAAAACCAGACGGGUCAUAUCGAGUAGUACAGGAUUUAUGAGCUGUUAACAAAAUAACUGAGGAUCUUUAUCCCAUGGUAGCCAAUCCAUAUACUUUAUUAACAUGCCUAACACCAGAGCUAACUUGGUUUACUGUUUUAGCCUUCUUUUGCCUCCCUCUCCAUGAAGCCAGCCAGAAAAUUUUUGCAUUUGAAUGGGAAAGCCCUAAGAGUGAGCAUAAAACUCAGCUCAGAUGGACGGUGUUGCCUCAGGGGUUUAAAAAUUCUCCUACUUUGUUUGGAGAACAAUUUGCAAAGGACUUCGAGUCCUGGGAAGCUCCCUCAGAAGAAGGAAAGCUGCUGCAGUACGUGGGCGACCUCCUGAUAGCCACCCGGACAAGAGAGGCAUGUGUGGCUUGGACGGUAAGCCUCUUGAAUUUCCUGGCUCAGGGGUACAGAGUAUCGAAGGAAAAGGCUCAGGUGGUGGAGCAGAAAGUGAUCUACCUGGGUUAUGAGGUCAGUGCUGGACAGCGGACCCUGGGGCAGGAACGUAAGGAAGUGAUUUGUCAAACCUCGAAACCUCAAACAACAAAAGAACGGCGAACCUUUUGCGGGAUGACAGGGUGGUGCAGAUUGUGGCUUCAUAACUACGGAGUGCUUGUAACGCCUCUGUAUGCCCUCAUCGUGAAUGAGAGCAGAGACCUCCAGUGGACAGAGGAGGCCACGCGGGCCUUUCACCAGCUGAAGAACGCCCUCAUGUCAGCUCCAGCCCUUGGGCUUCCAGAUGUGAGUAAACCCACCUUUUUAUUUUCCCAUGGAAAGCAGGGAAUUGCUCUGGGUAUACUAGCUCAGGACCUGGGCCCACAUCGAAGGGCAGUAGCUUAUUUCUCCAAGCAGCUAGACGCAGCAGCUAAGGGAUGGCCGGGGUGCCUCAGAGCUGUUGCAGCAUCUGUGCUAAACAUGCAAGGAACGUGCAAAUUCACCCUGGGACAGAAGAUGACCAUACUGGUGUCUCAUGCAGUGUCCACUGUGCUGGAAGUGAAGGGUGGGCACUGGCUUUCCCCACAAAGGUUCCUGAAAUACCAAUCCAUUAUGGUAGAACAAGAUGAUGUAGAAAGAGUGGUAACUAACAUUGUCAACCCAGCUUCUUUUCUCAGUGGCAAUCAAGGGGAGCCAGUAUACCAUGAUUGCCUGGAGACUAUAGAAGCCAUGUACUCCAGACACCCAGAUCUGAAGGACACCCCUUUUGAGGAUGCAGAAACCUGGUUCACUGAUGGGAGCAGCUACGUCAUCGGUGGGAAACGACAUGCGGGCUAUGUGGUUACCACCCACAGAGAGGCAAUAGAAUCUGGACCCUUGCCGACAGACACCUCUGCACAGAAGGCUGAGAUAAUUGCUCUAACUUGUGCCUUGGAAAUAGCAAAAGGGAAGAUAAACAUUUAUACAGACUCAAGAUAUGCAUUUGGAGUAGUACAUGCACAUGAAGCUAUUUGGAAAAGAGGGCUGUUGAACUCGCAGGGGAAAACCACCAAACACGCACAAGACAUAAUAAACCCAUUGGAAGCAGUCCAGCUGCCAGAGAAGGUAGCAAUCAUGCAUAUUAAGGCACACCAGCAGGUGGGCUCAGCAUUGGAGGAGGGAAACGAGCUGGUGGACAGAGAGGCAAAAGAAGCAGCUAAAGGUGGGAGAACAGUUGAGGGAGCCCUGAUUCCAGAUGGACAGGUCCCUCUUAAAGGAGAAAUUUUGCUUCUAAGGACUGCGGAGAUGCUUGUGUUCGUCAGCGUCACUAACGGUGGCUAUUAG
This is a messenger RNA of Dryobates pubescens (Downy woodpecker), 2010 nucleotides long. RefSeq lists its product as uncharacterized. The record is from RefSeq and is a predicted model, not a curated record. Lineage: Eukaryota; Metazoa; Chordata; Aves; Piciformes; Picidae. Gene Ontology annotation, molecular function: nucleic acid binding; RNA-DNA hybrid ribonuclease activity.